Sceloporus undulatus (fence lizard) is the source of this 2325-nucleotide messenger RNA. It is a transcript of the gene LGMN, whose product is annotated as legumain. Gene Ontology annotation, molecular function: cysteine-type endopeptidase activity. Bases 188 to 1492 code for a protein of 434 amino acids. The transcript is spliced from 14 exons. The record is from RefSeq and is a predicted model, not a curated record. Gene Ontology annotation, biological process: vacuolar protein processing. Lineage: Eukaryota; Metazoa; Chordata; Lepidosauria; Squamata; Phrynosomatidae.
CCUUGGCCACGCCCCCUGACUCCUCUGCUAUAAAAGGGCUCCGGUGCCUGGGCUGCCCUCAGACGGGCGUCGGUCGGUUGUUUGUUUGGAGAGCUUGCGUCUGUGGAGGUGAGGCCGACCGAGAAGGGACCCCCGCCGCCUUCCUCCGACCCUGGUUCCUGUAGUUCUUGAAUCAAGAGCAACCAAAAUGAUCUUGAAGAUAGCAUUAUUGCUUACCUCUAUCCUGGGAAUCAGAGCCUUUCCCUCCCUUCGGGAGGACCCUGAAGAUGGAGGCAAGCAUUGGGUUGUUCUUGUAGCUGGUUCAGCUGACUGGAUGAACUACAGACACCAGGCUGAUGUAUGCCAUGCUUACCAGCUUAUACACCGGAAUGGCAUUCCAGAUGAACAGAUCGUUGUUAUGAUGUAUGACGACAUUGCCUAUAAUGAACAGAAUCCAACCCCAGGCAUCAUUAUAAAUCGGCCCAAUGGCACAGAUGUGUACAAAGGAACACCAAAGGACUAUGUGAAAGAGGAUGUUACACCAGAGAACUUCCUUGCUGUGCUGAGAGGUGAUCAUGAAGCAGUGAAGAACAAAGGAUCUGGGAAAGUAUUAGAAAGUGGCCCCAAUGACCACAUAUUUGUGUACUUCACUGAUCAUGGUGCCCCUGGAAUAAUAGCUUUUCCAGGCAAUGAACUUACAGCAGAAGAUUUACAGAAGACCAUUAAAUAUAUGUACCAUCACAACAAGUACAAGAAGCUCGUAUUCUACAUUGAGGCAUGUGAGUCUGGAUCAAUGAUGGAAAGUCUACCUGGUGAUAUCAAUGUUUAUGCCACUACUGCUGCCAAUAAUCAUGAAUCUUCAUAUGCAUGCUACUAUGAUGAUUACAGAAAAGCCUACCUUGGUGACUGGUACAGUGUAAAUUGGAUGGAAGAUUCUGAUACGGAGGAUCUGAAAAAGGAAACUCUCCACAAGCAAUUUGUGUUGGUAAAGAAUCACACCAACACCAGCCAUGUGAUGCAGUAUGGAAACAUAUCCAUUUCUCACAUGAAAGUGGUUCAGUUCCAAGGCACAAGCAAAGCCUCCAGUGCCCCCAUUUCAUUGCCGCCAGUAAGUCGCUUAGACCUCACGCCCAGUCCCGAUGUACCACUUGCAGUCCUGAAGCGCAGACUGAUGGCCACCAAUGAUGCCAAUGAGGCUAAGAACUUAUUAGAAGAGAUGAAGAAACAUCUAGAGGCCAAAGAACUAAUCCAAAAGAUGAUGUACAAGAUUAUAUUUUUCGUAACAAAUUCUGAGACGCGUACUGAACAUAUCUUGACAAACAGAUUGCUGCUGAGAAAUUAUGACUGUUACUAUGCAGCCAUGGAUUACUUCAAGAAACAUUGCUUCAACUGGCACAUUCCUGUGUAUGAAUAUGCUCUGAGACACCUGUAUGCCUUGGUUAAUGUUUGUGAGUCGGGAUAUCACAUUGACAGAAUACAAUUUGCCAUGGAUCAAGUAUGCAGUGGAUAUUAACACCACCACCACCGCCAACACUAUCCAUUGAGUAAUCCAGGAAAAAGUGAUUAUGAUGUGAUUGUAAACAAAGCAGGAUACAAAGCAAAAAUAGGCUAGUUAAAUGCAUCCACUACCAACCAUAAGACAGAUACCAUGGGAGCUCUUUUGGACAGCUCUGACCAUGUUUUGCACCUUAAAGCCUUUACUGAUUGUAACAUGAUACACUCAACAGGCAUUUCACUUUGAAAGAUGUUUCUGAAGUCCCCCUUGACUUGACAAAUUCAUCAAAGUUAUCAUAAUUACCAUGUAUAUACCUUAGCUCCAUAUUUGACAAUUUUGAAGUUAUGUUAACAUUGUACUAUAAAUGGACUGGCUUGCAUAAGUGCUCAUUUUAACUGAACUGGGGUUUUGGUGUUUUUUUAUUUUGUUUUUAAAACCUUCAGGUUUUUGAUGAUUUUGAGUAUUGUGUGCUGAAUGUCAUAAACAGGUCUGUAGUGAAAACUGUAUUUUUGUUUUCAGUUUAAUAAUUGGAAAUUGAUUCUUUAAUGACCCAAGUUAACUGAAAGUUUUUACAGGGUGUGGCUCAAAAAUAAAAAGCCAUAGGUUUUGUUUCUUUGAUUUUACAGAUUUCAUUUUGCUUUAAAAAUUAUCAGUUUUUCAUAGAAAUUAAUCAAGUGAAUUCCAUUUGUGAUGGAGACAUUUUCCUCCCUCUGUUGAAGGAGAUGGCCUACUACUGUUAUGUUUUGGAUUCUAAUGUAAUUGUAUGUUUACACAAUGUGGUGGGAGAUUUUACAGUAUUUGGAACAACCUGUGUAUAAUAAAAACCUUGAGCUGCUGACGCAGCACUUUAA